Messenger RNA from Salarias fasciatus (jewelled blenny), 2968 nucleotides. RefSeq lists its product as uncharacterized. The record is from RefSeq and is a predicted model, not a curated record. Gene Ontology annotation, molecular function: oxidoreductase activity. Lineage: Eukaryota; Metazoa; Chordata; Actinopteri; Blenniiformes; Blenniidae. The transcript has 11 exons. The coding region runs from base 109 to 1182 and encodes 357 amino acids.
UUGUCAAGCCUGAAGAACAAGUUGGUAGAUCAUCAGCAGAUCCCUGGAAACACCGAACACACAGAGGCUGACACACCGGCGGUGAAGGUGCAGAGCAAGAGCGUCAACAUGACCAGGUGUGUGAUUAAAAAAAGUGAGGUGCAGAGCUUCAUCGAGAGAUGCAUGCUGGCAGUGGGCACCCAGGCACAUCACGCUCGCAGCCUGGCCGAGGUGCUGGUCGAGGGAGAUCACAGGGGCCACGGCAGCCAUGGACUCAACAGAAUGGAUAUGUAUGUGAACGACGUCAAGUCGGGAAUUUGUGCGAAGGACGGCGAGCCGGUGGUGGAGAAGCAGACCGCAGCGACGGCGCUGGUGGAUGGGAAGAACCUUCUGGGUCCAGUCGUAGGAAAUUUCUGCAUGCAGCUGGCCAUUGAAAAAGCCAAAGAGGUUGGCAUCGGCUGGGUGGUGGCACACGGUUCCAACCAUUAUGGUAUAGCGGGAUAUUAUGCAAUGCAAGCACUGAAGGAAAACAUGAUUGGUAUGUCAUUCACCAACACGUCUCCACUGGUGGUCCCCACGCGUGCGAAAGCGUGCACCAUCGGCACAAACCCCAUCAGUGUUGCUGCUCCCGGCAACGAUGGAGACAGCUUCGUUCUGGACAUGGCCACUUCAGCCGUCGCUCUUGGAAAGGUGGAGCUCCAUGCACGACGUGAGGAGUCCAUACCCGAAGGCUGGGGCUGUGACUCCAAGGGAAAAAUCACAACGGACCCCAAGGAGGUCCUGAAUGGAGGGGGGCUGGUGCCCAUCGGUGGCUCUGAGGCCACAGGAGGCUACAAAGGCUACGGCCUGGGCAUGAUGGUGGAGAUAUUCUGUGGGAUUCUGGCCGGAGCUCAGUACAGCAAACACAUCCGCAUGUGGAAAGAGACGGGCCGUGUGGCCAACCUGGGUCAGUGCUUCGUGGCAAUCAACCCAGACAACUUUCAUCCUGAUUUCAAAGACAGGAUGUCUGACCUGAUGUCAAUCCAGAGAGACCUGGAGCCGUCUGACCAAGGCACUCCUGUUUUGGUUGCUGGAGACCCCGAGAGAGAGAACAUGAGGAAGUGCGAGGAGAUGGGUGGGAUUCCAUACCACAUCAAUGUUGUCAACUUUGUGAAUGAAUGCGCAAAGCAAAUUGGAGUGAGCAAACUGCUGCCAACCGUGUGACAACCGGUUCUGAAUGUAGAUAUGAAAACAUCAGAGAGGCUGUACCUGACAGUGAAUAUGUAACAUCUGCAUUCAGAGGUGUUGUUCUGUCUUCUUCUAUCUGCUCACCUUGACUGGAGCAGCAGAAAGCUUCCGCCUCUGAGCCUGGCUCUGCAGGCUGAAUCCUGCCUUUCUUUCUUCUUGCUCAGGUGGAAUAGUUGGGGUUUUUCUGUGGAAAAGUGGGAAUAAAUGACUGUGCUGUAUUUCGUGAUAGAGAAACAAAAUUAAUUUUCAAAUGAAUUAUAAGUUAAAUUGAUGUUGUUUAUAAAUUUACUUGAGUUUAAAAACAAUGUGAUUGAAAGAUUAAAUAAAGGUAUUGCAUUGUUUGGUAUUUUCUUAUGGACACGUUGCAAUAUUGUAAUUUUUAAUGCAUUAAAUCGUUAAUAUUCUGAAAAAACAUCUUUAAAUUGAAAAUUACUUGAUUUAUAAAUCAAGUCUGAAUAAACUUUAUUGUGUGAUCAUGAUGACAAUAUAACUUUUUCCCAUCUAAAUACAUAAAACCUACAUAAUACUCAACUUAUUAUCCUCUGUAUUGAUGCUUAUUCAAUUUAUAAUUUGUCUCCAUCGAUAUAUGGUGAAAUAUGGUCAUUUUUAUUCAGCUCCUCAGGAAAUUAACAUUUCUUAAUGUAUGAAAUAAAUUACUGAACCUGGAGCUGAAGAUUAUUUCUAUUGAAAAGUCACAUUUUGGUAUUUUAAUAGUAAAAACCAAAAAUAAAAUUCUAAAUUUUCUUUUAAUUAUGCAUUAUCUUGAAACAUUAUUCAUGUCUCAGGUUAAGUUAACCGUAUCCAUCUUCUGGCCUCAUUGCAUAUAUGGUGAAGAUUCUUGAAUAGAACAACAAUGGAUGUGUAUGAAUCUUUUUCUUUUUUUUUUUUACCACUUUAAUGGAGUGACAUGUUCUUGAUUAAGUGCUUGGGGCAGUUUCGAGAAAACAAUGACAUGAUUGCGCGAAAAACGGAUCUCUCCAUGUGCGUGCAUGACCUUCCCCACUAGAUGGAGACAACGUAUAAAUGAACGGAGGAUACAGUCGAGAAGGUGGAAGGAGUAAUGAAAAUAUGUAGCCUGUCCAAGACUGUUAAACCACCCUCACAUAGAAGUACUAGUUGCUCUUCUCAUUCACCUGCAGGCAUUCAGCUUAAUUUACCUCCACAUAAUCUCUGCAUUCUUCAAAACAAAUUUCAGAAAAACUAAAUUACAUAAAAUUGCUAUUCUUGGGAUUUUGCUUUUGUGAAAAAUUGUUGAUAUAAAACUUAUGUGGUACAAAAAUGCAAGAGAGUCUGAAAAUGAAUUUAAAUGAUGGCUGUUCAGUCUGAUUUUCAGAAUAGUGAAGCAAAUAUUGCAAAUUAUGCUUAAAAAAUACAAAACAGUAACUCAUUCUUAAAAUACUUUUGUGUUUAUAUUUUGUUAGAUGCAUAUCUGAUUAAAGACAUAUACAUCAAUCUUAUUCAAUUAAAUUAAACCACAGUUUUAUUGUUGAACGGCUUAAAACAACACCGUGAUAUUUUGGUUAUUUUUCAAAAACAAACAAAACUGGUCCAUUUAAAAAGAAUUACAAAAUAUGUUGAGAUAACUAUUUGAAAAAUUACUUGAAAAGAAACAGUCAUAUAUUUUACCUCUUGUGUAUUUUGUGUGUGUUUAGGCUCAUAGGUUUGCAUGUAGUAUUUUUUUCUUCAUCUUGAGACCUCCUCUGUCCAAAGUUCUUCAUGCAUUAAAAUCUGUCAAUAAAACUAAUUUUACGAGCAAACUGUU